UGAAUUACUUCCUUCCUAUAAACAGACAACAAAUGUGAGCCAAUCUUUCAAUCUGAAUCCCUAAAAUUAAAAUUCCACCCCUUUUUUCCAUUGAUUUUCCCUCUCUUUUCCCCCUCUCUAUUUUUUAUGCACCACAAUUUUGACUAGCACAACUCUCUCUCUCUCUCUCUCUCUUCGACGACUCAUCGUCCCAGGUGCGUAUGAUCAAAACUCAUCCCCAUUUCUCUUGUAAUUGCAUCGAGACAUCAUUUACGUGCGUGAAUAAGUGGAUAUAUACUGUCAAGUUGCAAUUUUUGGAGGGGGGUUUCUGAGUAAUUAUUAGACCAAUCAGAGUUUAGCGAGUACCGAGGAGGAGGGUUCUUGAUAUAUGCAAUUUUUAUCCUAAUUUUUCGAUUGAGGCGAAGAACUCUUCUCUGUUUCUUGUUUUCUUUCUUCUUCGACCCCGGGGUUUGAAUUUUGUUGAGCUCUGGGGGUUCACUGCUUUCUUUCGUAUUCAUAUUUAGUUUGCUUCGAGUUCUUUAAUCUAGGUGUUUUAGAGUUCUGGUGUUUUUAUUCGUUUUAAGCUCUAUGGAUAGUGAAUUGGUGAAAAGGGGUUUUGAUUUCACUAGAAGGAAGAAGAAAUGGUUAAUUGUGAUGGGAUUGGUUGGGAUUUCUAGCUACGGUGUGUAUAGGGCGUAUCACAUGCCGUCUGUAGCUAGAAAGAGAAAAAGAAUCUUGAAGUUGUUAGGAUCCCUAGUUUCAAUGGCUGAAAUGGUUUCUGAUUCCGCGGAGAUGAUGACAGUGGUGUCGAGGGAUUUAAAGGAGUUUUUGGAGUCUGAUUCGGACGAAAUUCCUAAUAGUUUGAAGCAGUUGUCUAAGAUUGCUCGCUCUGUAGAGUUUUCUGAGUCAGUAGCUCGUCUUUGCCAGUCGAUGACAGUAGGCGUUUUGAGGGGUUAUAAGGUAGAGAAUAGCGCGAGUGACAUUCAAGAAGAUGGCAAUUCGAGCUUUUCUGAUAGGCUUAUAGAUAAAAUGAUGUCGGAUGCUGGUACAGGAUUUGUCUCGGUUGUUAUUGGUAGCUUUGCUAGGAAUUUGGUGUUGGGGUUUUAUGCUAAUGGUGAGAACAGCCACUCGGGCGUGAUCCAUGAGAAGUCAAGUUCCUCAUCGUUGCCUACGUGGUUAACUGUGGUGGCAGAUGAUAAAUGCAGAGUAUUGGUUGCUGAUUGCAUCAAGACUUUCGUUAGCACUGCUGUUACAAUCUAUCUUGACAAAACUAUGGAUGUCAAUGUCUAUGAUGAGAUGUUCUCGGGCUUGACUAAUCCUAAGCAUCAGAAUAAGAUGACAGAAUUCUUAGUUUCUCUCUGUAAUGGGGCUGUCGAAACUCUUGUAAAGACCUCUCACCAAGUGCUGACAGCUUCUCCUAAGAAGGGAUCGAGCGGCUCUUAUUCAAUCAUUGAUCCGAGUGAAGCUUCAAACUUUGGGGACAAGAUGGGAUUAGAUGCAGAAACUCGUCUGAGAAGAGAUGGGAAUGGUCAUGUUGACCUUCAGAGUAACGGAUGGGUCAGUAGUGUUUCAUCGACAUUGGCUGUACCGAGCAACAGGAAGUUUGUUCUUGAUGUCACUGGGAGAGUGACAUUUGAGACGGUUCGAUCUGUCAUUGAGUUUUUCUUGUGGAAAGUAUCCGAGGGCUUGAAAAGAAGUGUGAAUGUGGUUCACGACGAGGUUGUGGAGAGGGGAUAUGAAGUUGUGAGAUACGUUGGGGCCAAGUCCACCAUUAUUCUCACCAUUUGUCUCUCACUGUUUCUACAUAUCCUAGGCAACAGUAGGGCAUUGGUGACUGCUUAAUGUGAUUGCGUUUUUGAUCUCAUAACGCUCAAAGGAAAGCACACUACGGAUAAUCUGUCUGUCUAUCAUCUCCAACGUCUUAUCUCCUCCCACGUCUCUGCAAAAAAUCAAGAAACUUCUUGUUUUCCAAAUUGGCUAUGAGAGAAAGCAAUCCUACAUACAAGUUGUUGGCUCCAUGGUGAAAAGCUACUGUCAUCCGAGUGCAGAUACCACGUUGAAGGAGCUAGAUAUCCAGAAGCAGAUGAUGUAGUAAGCAAACUGAACAAUUCAUAGUUAUUUAUAUGUUUUACCCUUUCUGUAGCACAUGAAUUGAUCUAUUAUAUACAGUUUAGAAUCUUUUUACAAUUUGUACUGUUAGUGGACAUGAAUUUGUACAGAAUAUAUGAUGACCACUUGUUCUUAUUCCCUAUAUUUGAACAUUGUUUUAGAGAUUA
Molecule: messenger RNA, 2255 nt
Organism: Salvia miltiorrhiza (redroot sage)
Lineage: Eukaryota; Viridiplantae; Streptophyta; Magnoliopsida; Lamiales; Lamiaceae
Product: protein PHLOEM PROTEIN 2-LIKE A10-like
Exons: 1
Coding region: 568-1821 (417 amino acids)
Source: RefSeq, a predicted model, not a curated record